Messenger RNA from Penicilliopsis zonata CBS 506.65, 2715 nucleotides. RefSeq lists its product as hypothetical. NCBI's taxonomy places the organism in Eukaryota, Fungi, Ascomycota, Eurotiomycetes, Eurotiales, Aspergillaceae. The transcript is spliced from 5 exons. Gene Ontology annotation, cellular component: small-subunit processome; Pwp2p-containing subcomplex of 90S preribosome. The record is from RefSeq and is a predicted model, not a curated record. Gene Ontology annotation, biological process: maturation of SSU-rRNA from tricistronic rRNA transcript (SSU-rRNA, 5.8S rRNA, LSU-rRNA); ribosomal small subunit assembly. Gene Ontology annotation, molecular function: protein binding. Bases 1 to 2715 code for a protein of 904 amino acids.
AUGAAGACCGAUUUUAAGUUCUCGAACCUGCUGGGGACGGUCUACCGCAAAGGGAAUCUGCUCUUCACCCCCGAUGGCAACAGCUUGUUGUCUCCUGUCGGCAACCGGGUGACCGUAUUUGACCUGGUCCAAAACACAACCUAUACGCUGCCGUUCGCCCACCGAACAAAUAUCGACCGGCUAGAUCUGUCGCCCAAAGGCAAUCUGUUGCUCACCGUUGACCAGAAUGGCCGCGCUAUUCUUUCGAUCUUCCACCGCAGACUGGCCAUCUAUCAUUUUUCCUUCAAAUCGCCUGUUACUGCCCUGAAGUUCUCUCCGUCAGGCCGCCAUUUUGCCGUGGGCGUCGGACGCCGGCUACAGAUAUGGCAGACGCCGUCGGUCCCCGGAACCGAUAGCAAUGGUGAGGUGGAAUUCGCGCCGUUUGUGCUCCACCGCGAUCUCGCGGCGCAUUUCGACGUCAUUCAGAAUAUCGAGUGGUCUAGCGACUCGCGCUUCAUCCUCACCUCCUCCAAGGACUUGACGGCAAGGGUAUGGAGCGUGGACCCGGAAGAAGGAUUUGAACCGACGACGCUCGCAGGCCACAGACAAGGCGUGAAGGCAGCGUUUUUCUCGGCAGAUCAAGAAUCGAUUUACACCAUUAGCCAGGAUGGGGCGCUAUUUAGGUGGGAGUACGUUGCCAAAACCGACCCGGACACUAUGGAGGAGAUCGCAGAUGCCCGGUGGAGAAUUGUAAAGAAGGACUUCUUCAUGCAGAAUGAUGCCCGAGUCAACUGUGCUGCUUUCCACGCGAAAACAAACCUCCUAGUUGUCGGUUUCUCCAACGGACUGUUUGGCUUAUACGAUCUUCCGGAUUUCAACAUGAUCCAUCUUCUUAGCAUGUCUCAGAGCAACAUCGACUUCGUGACCAUUAACACUUCCGGGGAAUGGCUGGCUUUUGGGUCGUCGAAACACGGCCAGCUGCUCGUCUGGGAGUGGCAGUCGGAAUCGUAUAUAUUAAAGCAACAGGGCCACCUUGACUCGCUGAAUUCACUGGUCUACUCACCAGAUGGCCAGAAGAUUAUUACUACUUCAGAUGAUGGCAAAGUCAAAGUCUGGGAUGUCAAAUCCGGCUUUUGCAUUGUGACUUUUACUGAGCAUACAAGCGGUGUCACUGCGUGUGAAUUCUCAAAGAAGGGAAACGUCCUGUUUACUGCCUCCCUGGACGGGUCUGUGAGAGCUUGGGAUCUGAUCCGCUAUCGAAACUUCCGUACAUUUACCGCGCCGUCUCGCCUAUCAUUCUCAUCCCUUGCAGUGGACCCUAGCGGCGAGGUGGUUUGUGCCGGGUCUCCGGACUCGUUCGACAUCCAUGUCUGGUCUGUUCAAACUGGUCAAUUGCUUGACCUCUUGACAGGCCACGAAGGCCCGGUCUCAUCACUUGCAUUCGCUUCUGACGGGGACCACCUGGUGAGCGGAAGCUGGGAUCGUACGGUGAGAAUUUGGAGCAUCUUUGGACGGUCUCAGACGAGUGAGCCGCUGCAGUUACUAUCCGAUGUUCUCAGUGUAGCCUUCCGGCCAGAUGGAAAACAGAUUGCUGCCUCCACACUGGACGGUCAACUGUCCUUCUGGUCUGUUUCCGACGCUGUCCAGGAGGCAAACAUCGAUGGACGCCGUGACGUUUCGGGAGGGCGCAAGAUCUCUGAUCGUCGUACCGCCGCCAAUGCGGCAGGCACCAAAUCCUUCAAUCGCAUCACAUACAGCGCUGAUGGGAGCUGCCUGCUUGCCGGUGGUAACAGCAAGUUCAUUUGCCUGUAUGAUGUCGGGAGCGGCUCAUUGGUCAAGAAGUAUACCGUGUCUGUCAAUACUUCGCUCGACGGCACCCAGGAGGUCUUGAACAGCAAAGACAUGACGGAAGCCGGCCCUCGCGGAAUGAUUGACGAAACCGGUGAAGCUUCCGACAUUGAGGAUCGGAUUGACCGUACCCUCCCCGGUGCCAAGCGCGGUGAUGCAGGCGCCCGUACCACUCGGCCUGAGGUCCGCGUCACUUCGGUCGCCUUCUCUCCCACGGGCCGUGCAUUCUGCGCCGCUUCCACGGAGGGAUUGCUGGUCUAUAGCUUGGAUACGGAGAUUGUCUUCGAUCCAUUUGACCUCGAUAUCGACAUCACUACAUCGAAUAUCCUCGCUACCCUGGAGGCCGCCAAGAAGGCAUCUACGUCAGGCACUGCCGAUGAUGAUGAUGCAUCAUACCUUAAGGCCCUCAUCAUGGCCUUCCGGUUAAACGAAGCCAGACUGAUCCGUGUCGUGUACGAGGCUAUCCCUGCAGGGGAUAUUCCUCACGUGGUCCGAUCGGUUCCCACCGUUUAUCUUCCUCGCUUCCUGCGGUUUGUUGCCCAUGCAGCCGAUGAGACCCCCCACUUGGAAUUCAACCUGCUAUGGAUCGAGUCUCUUCUGAGUGCUCAUGGUCGGUACUUCAAGGACAAUUCGGGCACUUUGGCACCAGAACUCCGUGCCGUUCAGCGUGCCAUCGAUGACAUCCAUGCCAACCUGAAGAAGCUCACCGAUGAAAAUCGUUAUACCCUGCAAUACCUCCUGUCGAAGCCAAUCAUGCCUAGCAAGGGAAUCAAUGGUGCAGCGGCACAAGAGCCCGGAAUCAACCUUGCUCUCCAGAACGCAACUGACGAGGUCGUUUCCGACGCUGCAGACGAGGCAAAUGAAGACGAGUGGAUGGGUUUGGAGUAA